Molecule: messenger RNA, 357 nt
Organism: Pisolithus orientalis
Lineage: Eukaryota; Fungi; Basidiomycota; Agaricomycetes; Boletales; Pisolithaceae
Exons: 4
Coding region: 1-357 (118 amino acids)
Source: RefSeq, a predicted model, not a curated record
AUGCGGUUCCUCAUCGUUUCACUCUCACUUGCGGCUGCAGCUACCCUGUGUGCUGCUCAGAACUUCGGUGCCAGCUGCUUCAGCUAUUACCUGGAAAAUACCGAAUUCUUCGCGACCUGUCGGACCGACAGUGGCAAUCUGGGGCGUUGGAGUGCGUUUCCUCGAGCGGAGGCUACUCAGCUUCCUGUGAAAACUGCUACCUCUCUGGAACUGAUCUGGACUGCACAUGCGGCAAUGGCAACGGCUGGCACCGACUCGUCUUCGGUCAACUUGAUAUAUUGUCUGUGUGAACGCAAAGCCGUAGAAAGCGCGCGGCAUGGUGGUGUGAAGGAAGAAUUUCAAUGUGUACCUAUGUAA